Molecule: messenger RNA, 1029 nt
Organism: Anopheles nili
Lineage: Eukaryota; Metazoa; Arthropoda; Insecta; Diptera; Culicidae
Exons: 4
Coding region: 1-1029 (342 amino acids)
Source: RefSeq, a predicted model, not a curated record
AUGGCCUACUACAAACAAUUACUGCUGCUGGGAGCGAUGCUGGCGUUAGCAGCAGCGCAAGAUUUAGCGGAAACGAGUACCAAAUCCGUCGAAGAAGGUCGCCGAAGGAGACGGUUCUACAAAUAUCUCUUCAAAGCACUGGGUCCAAUAAUGUCCACCCUCACGACGGUGGUCCUAGUGAAGGCGAAAAUUGUGCUGGUGGCCCUUUUUUUUGCUGGAAUCUACUUCUUUGGGCACAAAAUAUUUCCGGGUGGCUUUUUCGGUUCGUCCAUCAUUAGCGAAACGCCACCGCCGUUCUUCGAGUCCGGUCCGUACACCGAUUAUCACGCGACGGGACACGAAAUCAUCUCAAGCUAUCCCGGACCGGAACCGUACUCGAGCUACGAUUCGUCUCCGCCUUCUAACAGUUAUCUGCCGCCUUCGAACAGCUACUUACCACCCCCAUCCGGUAGCUCAUCUUCCUAUUCUAAGUACAGCUCUGGAACGCGUCGUAAGCGUGACGUAACAGAUGGACAGGAGCAAGGACACGAUGGCUACACAAACGACGACGAACUAGGGGAGAAUGAGAUGUAUUGGACAGACACCUUAACUGAUAUGACGUUUCGGUUCCUUGGAGUAAACCGACGCGUGUGUCGUAAGCGGUUCGUUUGCGAAUUCGAUUUCCAGGCCAGACGGAACCCGAUCCUUUUAUUCAUCACGCGCGCAAUAGGCCGAGACGUUUUCCACAAUUAUCGUGACGCAAGCGAUGAGAAGGCGGCCAACUACAAGGACUGUGGGCGCAUUUACGAGGAGUGUAAGGUUCCGAAAAGGAAGAAGUUCACCCGUCAGCCUUUCCGUCCGCUACGGUUAGCUCCUGUCUCAAGCUCCCAGGAAAACCCAACGUUGGCUGCAGCGAGCUAUGACACGCAGGAAAAUGAAAUUGACACACUGGCGCGAACGGUGGACACUGCAACGGUUCCCACCGAUAGCGGAACCCGAGGAAAGUUGAUUCUGCAACCGAUACGUCCCAACCGCUUUCGAAGAAAUUAA